AUGCCGGGGGGUGGCUCUGGGGGCGCCCGUCUAUUGGCAUCUGGCUGGGACCAAGGCGCUGGGGCAGACAAAGAGCACAUUCAGCCGGCGCUACUGGCAUCCUGGCUGCCCCCAAGCACCGCAGCCAGCAGCCCUCUCCCAGGCUUAGCUGGGGUGCCGCGCCAGCCCCCGUCCACCCGCCCUCGCCCCGUUUUCCUCUCCCUCGACGGCCUCAGACACACCAACGACACUGAAGGCGACGGGUCGCAGCGCACAGCGGCCACGACGCCGCGAGAGACCGACUCUCUCUCCUCCCCUCCUCGCCAGCCCCCAUUCCUCGCCGUGCAGCUGCCCUCGCGCCGCCCUCCCAGCACCAUCGCUCUGCCAGCCCGCUCAAGCCAGCCUGUCCGUCGCCCACAGCGAGUCGACGAGCAGACGCGCCCGCCGACAGGACCCGCCGACCUGUUGCGGUCCCAUCUAGCCAUCGCCAGCUAA
Molecule: messenger RNA, 474 nt
Organism: Paraphaeosphaeria sporulosa
Lineage: Eukaryota; Fungi; Ascomycota; Dothideomycetes; Pleosporales; Didymosphaeriaceae
Exons: 1
Coding region: 1-474 (157 amino acids)
Source: RefSeq, a predicted model, not a curated record